Messenger RNA from Scleropages formosus (Asian bonytongue), 3992 nucleotides. Its product is annotated as cadherin-4-like. Gene Ontology annotation, biological process: adherens junction organization; homophilic cell-cell adhesion; cell migration. The record is from RefSeq and is a predicted model, not a curated record. Lineage: Eukaryota; Metazoa; Chordata; Actinopteri; Osteoglossiformes; Osteoglossidae. Bases 224 to 2971 code for a protein of 915 amino acids. Gene Ontology annotation, cellular component: plasma membrane; adherens junction; catenin complex. Gene Ontology annotation, molecular function: calcium ion binding; beta-catenin binding; cadherin binding. The transcript has 16 exons.
GACGCCGCCGACGCGAACGGCGCUCUUCACCUGCGGCUGAGCGCGAGACGCGUCGGUCGCGAGUCGCGGUCGGGACGCUCGUGCGGCGCACGCAGGCUGGGAGUGAGAGAGAGGCAGCUAGCGGAGCGCAUCCACGCGGAACACGCCGGAGAGGGAGUGGAACACGCCGCGCUCCUCCGUCCUGCCCCGCUUCGGCGCCGUCCGUCCCUUCCGGAUCGCAGACAUGAGGAGCGGGCUCGUGGCCGCGCUGCUCGUGGCCGUGUUGCUCGUGGGCGCAUCUCGGGGUGAUUACGGAAACCCGGCGCCUCAACUGCCUCACCGCCUGGGAUUUUCAGAGGGUUUUUACAAGCUGUUUGUCUCGAGGAACGUGCGGCCGGGGCGAGGCCGUCUCAGAGACUGCCGGGAGAGUGAGGCUGUCGCACUCAGGAACAACGAGUUCAAGUUCGGUGCGGGGACAGAUGGCCCCGCCCACACAGAGCACAACGGACCCGGCCCCAUACAGCUUCCCCAUCUGGAGGCACCUGGGAGAGACGGUGUACAGCGGCUCGUGGAGGAGUCCAUCAUUGAGCUCAGCUUGGUGGGACACACUCCGUCGCCCACAAUUAGCCCGGUUGCAUCUAAGGAUGACCACCAUGGAAAACCCCAGCUGAGGCCCAGUGUCAUUACCUUCCCAUGGCAACGGCGGCCGAGUGCAGGGAGGCAGAAACGGGACUGGGUCAUCCCGCCCAUUAAUGUGCCUGAGAACUCCAGGGGACCUUUCCCCCAGAUGCUUGUCAGGAUCCGCUCGGACCAGGACCGGGACAUCCAGAUCCGAUACAGCAUCACGGGAGCGGGAGCCGAUCAGCCUCCCAAUGAGGUAUAUAGCAUCGACCCUGUGGCGGGGAAGAUGUUUGUGACUCGCCCGUUGGACAGAGAGGAGCGCUCCUCCUACCACCUGAGAGCCCACGCGGUGGACAUGAAUGGCAACAAGGUGGAGAACCCCAUUGACCUCUACAUCUACGUCAUCGACAUGAACGACAACCGCCCCGAGUUCCGCAACCAGGUCUACAAUGGCUCCGUGAACGAGGGCACCAGGCCAGGCACCUACGUGAUGAGCCUGACGGCUAAUGACGCCGACGACGACACAACGGCCAAUGGCAUGGUGCGCUACCGCAUUUUGUCACAGUCGCCCCACAGCCCCAUCCCCAACAUGUUCACCAUCAACAGUGAGACGGGCGACAUCGUCACCAUGGCUGCCGGCCUGGACCGCGAGAAAGUGUCCCAGUACACAAUCAUCGUCCAGGCCACGGACAUGGAGGGCAACCUGAACUUCGGACUGUCCAACACAGCUACUGCCCUGAUUUCUGUGACCGACGUCAAUGAUAACCCGCCGGAGUUUACCAGCAAAACGUUCUCAGGGGAGGUGCCAGAGAACAGGGUGAACAUUGUGGUGGCCAACCUGACGGUCACCGACCUGGAUAAGCCACACACCCGCAACUGGAACGCCGUGUACCGCAUCGUCAGUGGGGACCCCUCGGGACACUUCAUCGUCCGCACCAAUCCAGUCACCAACGACGGCAUGGUCACCGUGGUCCGGCCCGUGGACUACGAGAUGAACCGAGCCUUCAUGCUCAAGGUGGUGGUGUCCAACCAGGAGGACCUUGCCAGUGACAUACAGUCAUCGCUACAGUCCACGGCUGGCGUGACCAUCUCCGUGGUGGACGUCAAUGAGGCGCCCUUCUUCCCCUCAAAUCCCAAGGUGGUUCGCUUCGAGGAGGGCGUCCCCGCCGGUACCACGCUCACCACCUUCGCCGCCACGGACCCCGACCGCUUCGUGCACCAGAUGGUCAGGUACUCGAAGCUGAACGAUCCUGCUAGCUGGCUGAGCAUUAACGUCACCAAUGGACAGAUAGUCACUACAGAUGUUCUGGACCGCGAAUCAGUCUUUGUGAAGAAUAAUGUCUACGAAGCCACCUUCCUGGCAGCGGACAACGGGUCUCCCUCCACCACCGGCACAGGCACGCUGCAGAUCUACCUGAUUGACGUGAACGACAACGCUCCGGCACUGGUGCCCAGGGAGGCGCAAAUCUGCGAGAGGCUCCGCAGCCACAGCAAUGCCAACGGAAACAGCAUCAACAUCACGGCAUCCGAUGCCGACGCCGACCCCAACGUGGGCCCCUUCAUCUUUGAGCUGCCUACCCACCCACCCAGCAUCCGCCGAAACUGGACUGUGUCUCGCUUGAAUGGCGACUACGCCCAGCUGAGGCUGCGCAUCCAGCACCUGGAUGCGGGCGUGUACGACGUGCCUGUGGUCGUGUCCGACUCCGGGAACCCACCGCUCUCUAGCAGGUCCGUCAUAAAGGUGAAGGCGUGUCCCUGUGACGAGCACGGAGACUGCACCGUCGCGGGGGCUGUGGCGGCCGCCGGUCUCGGAACGGGAGCCAUCAUCGCCAUUCUCAUCUGCAUCAUCAUCCUGCUCAUCCUGGUGCUGAUUUUUGUGGGCUGGAUCAAGCGCAGGGAGAAGGAGCGUCAGACCAAGCAGCUGCUCAUAGACCCCGAGGAUGAUGUGCGGGACAACAUCCUGAAGUAUGACGAGGAGGGCGGCGGCGAGGAGGACCAGGACUAUGACCUGAGCCAGCUGCAACAGCCCGAGUCUCUGGAGCACAUCAUCAGCAAAGCCUCAGGGGUCCGUCGCGUCGACGAGCGGCCCGCGGUGGCCGAGGCCCAGUACCCCACCCGGCCCACAUUACCCCACCCUGGGGAUAUCGGGGACUUCAUCCACGAGGGCCUGCGGGCAGCAGACAAUGACCCGACGGCACCGCCCUACGACUCGCUGCUGGUGUUUGACUACGAAGGCAGCGGCUCCACGGCCGGCUCCGUCAGCUCCCUGGACUCGUCCAGCACCGGCGACCAGGACUACGACUAUCUCGACGACUGGGGGCCGCGCUUCAAGAAGCUGGCUGACAUGUACGGCAGCGGGGGCGAUGACUAGGGGUUGGCCCGCUCGAGUCCGGCGGACAGAACCCCCGCAAGAAGAACACCACUGACAUCUUUUGCAAGAAAGGCCAGCACUACCUUAGCAGUGUGACUUGUGGCCCUGUGACUGUAUUUAAAGAGCCUCCCCCCUCCUUUUUUUGGUAAGUGUUUGGUGUGUUUUCUUUGCUUCUGACAUUUCUCACGUUGCUCUCGCCAGUGUCGGAAACGGGCUGUCCAGCAGCCCGAGAGCCUUUCGCCGCGAGGACGAGAUGCGUCAAGAGGAGAGAGGGAAAGUUUUCCCUCCUUUUUCGUCUUUCUCCGUAUCGCUCGGAGAGCGUGCAGGGGCGCUCUCCCCUGACUUGAAUUCCUUGUAGAACAGAAGCACGGUUGUUAUGAAGUGCCUUUCGUCGUGUGUUUCGUCGGAGUCCCGCUAUCUCAGGAUCGGUGGCCGCUCAGACGCUUCAGCGCAGCACGGCGGCACACUCCUCGCUCUACACCUCUGUUCCUCCCCAGCUUUUUCGGGAAUCACGGAAAACGUCCCCAUCGGGAACUCGGGGCCACUUUGUGGAACCUGCAGCGUGUGUCUGGAAAAGUUGGACCGCAUCUAAGCAAAGGCGGUGGAUUCUUAAUUUGGGGUAAACGGUGUGCUUAGUGCAAGUUUAACAGCUAUUUUUGUCAGUGGGGGCUAAUCAGUAUAUACGGUAUUUAUUGUUGCGCUGAUCCAAACUCAAAGGCAUAACCUCAUAACAGCGAGGACCUCCUGCCUAGCUGAAUGUUCAAAGGAACGCAAACUUUUUACAAAGCCACAGAAACGGUCCUGUACAAUAAAUGUCUUGCUGUGACAUUGCAAAAUUAAGUAAAACUUUGGGAUUUGUACAAAAGAAAAACUUUGCUUGUUCAUUGACGUCACACGUGUGGGAGCAUUUGAGCUUGGAUGCCUCUCUUUCUUGUACAAUUUGUGUUGCUCUUCAAUAAAAGGUAAAAGGUCACCUGAGCAUGACUUAAGAUCGGCAAAAGAGCGGAGUGGAAGAGAUGUC